UAGUGAGAAGGUGGUGGCAAAAGAGCUGACUCAUGACUUGGAGUGGGGUGCAAGGCCUUUUAAAGUCUUAAGCUACAUAGUUCACACCAUUUCUUAAUUUAUCAUAUUUAUUUGUGAAUGAUGUUCCACAAUAUUUGCAGUUAGCAUCUGUUUUAGUUGCCUUUGAAAGGCCAAAUCAAGAAAAAUAAACAUGGCAAUGGCCAGUUCAGAAGCUAGUUCUACACAGCAAGUUCCAAUUCUCGGAGGCAAAGAACAUGAAAAUUCGACCGUAAUUGAUCCAACUCUUAAUUAUGAAGCCACUAAUAAGCCUCAAAAAAAGGUUCAUCAAUUCUAUUUCGUCAAGUUUUGGCCAUAUAAAGACUUAGAUGAAGAAUCCAAAAUUUCAAAAUCUCAGCAACUGGUUGAAGAAGUGGAUCAAAAGUUGAAUCGAAUGGGCCAAGACUACAAACAUUUAAAGUUGAAAUGGAGAGACACACACUCGCAACUUUAUCGUCUAAGCAAUAGAAAAUUAAGCAUUUUUUAUGGAUUGAAUUUGCAAAAAGACUUGCUGCAUCAUUUGCUACUUGUUUUGGAUAAGCUUAAUUUAGCUUGCAAGAUUCCUCUUAAGCACAAAGGAGGACCAAAUCAUACUCAAGGCUUUCAAAGGUGGAUUUCCCAUGGAAGUAAUAAUUUGGUCAUAGAAAGGAAGCUCAUUAAAAAGAUGGGUAGAAGGCAACCUAGACUCAAUGAUCUUGAUCUAAGCAGUACAUCAUUACUACAAAACUUUAUUGGUUGUUUUAAUUGCGGAAAUAUAGAUAAAUCCAGGUAUACCCAUAUGCUUGAAGAGCUUAAACAAAUUGAAGAGAAAAAAGAGAAAGCUUUGACUGAUUUGGCCCAAAAUCCCAACAUUUUCAAUUCCUUAACUCUGAGAAAUGCGAUAGAGGAGCAAAUCAAAAUAGUUAAGAAAAUAUCACUAGAACUAAGAAUCGAGCAACGUGAAGUGAAAUCAACCAUUGAAGGUUUAGAGAAAGAACUUAUUCCUAUGAAAGAAGAGGUGUCUGGUUACUAUGAUCAACGACGAGAGAUGUUGAAGCAAAAAGAAGCAGCCCAAUAUUGCAUUUUGAAACUGAGGCAAACCUUUGUUGAGAUGAAUAGCAUGUAUGAUGAAUACUGUUGAACAAUGCCAAAGAGCUUGCUAGGAAUAAAGAUGUCACAGCAUUAAGAAAACUCUCGCAUCAACAGGUUGAAGAAUUCAUGUCGGAAUGGAAUCAUCCAUAUGUUAAAACUUUCAGAAUCAAUUACGACUUUAGCAUUUUGCCUUCGUUGAGUGAUCGUUGGUUGAGUAAUGAUAGACGGAUCGGAUUUGGAGAUGACGAUCGAGAAACACUUCGGUAUAUAGAAGACAUAUGUAACAUAAAUUAGUUGGACUUCGGGUGGAUAUCUAUAUCAAACAUAGGUGACAAGUAGACAUUUAAAAAUAUAGGUGCAACUAUGAACAUAGUUAAAUAUUUUUUAUGUUAAAUUCAAGUUCAUAACAAUUUUGUUUUCUUGUUACUUA
This is a messenger RNA of Gossypium arboreum, 1537 nucleotides long. RefSeq lists its product as uncharacterized. The record is from RefSeq and is a predicted model, not a curated record. Bases 191 to 1156 code for a protein of 321 amino acids. The transcript has 8 exons. NCBI's taxonomy places the organism in Eukaryota, Viridiplantae, Streptophyta, Magnoliopsida, Malvales, Malvaceae.